Botrytis deweyae is the source of this 870-nucleotide messenger RNA. RefSeq lists its product as uncharacterized. Lineage: Eukaryota; Fungi; Ascomycota; Leotiomycetes; Helotiales; Sclerotiniaceae. The record is from RefSeq and is a predicted model, not a curated record. The coding region runs from base 1 to 870 and encodes 289 amino acids. The transcript has a single exon.
AUGCCUUUUAAGUUCUCGAAAAUACACCUCUAUGCCCUUGAAUCCGCGAAGAUUACAGCUUGUGUCAUAUGUGGUGUAGUUUGUUGCAUCCCAGUAGCAUCAUUCUGGAGCGGCAGAUAUCUGAGCCUAAUAGCCCACUCUGGAAUCAAAUCUCGCAUCAGAGAAGCGAAGUCCCGGAAAAUUGUCAAAAGCUCUCCUCCCAAAAGCUUCCGCGCCUUCAAAUUGUUCAAGUUUCUACCCAAAGAACUACAAUUAGCCAUCUGGAAGUACGCACUCGAUGAUAUCAAGCCUCGAACCGUUAAACUCAAAUUAUAUUGGUGGCAAUACAAAGUAAAUCGGCCUGAAGUUCGAGAAUUUCUAGGUUCUAUCCUUACUGCACGACAUGAAUACAAAGCCAAUAUUCCGACUUUGCUUCAUAUCUGUCAUGAUUCACGAGAAAUCGCCCAAAAGAGAUACAAGCUUAGCUUUGGAAAAUUACUGCAAGGACGACCUGUGUACUUUGAUAUCGAACAGGAUACUCUUUGGGUUGUGGGACGGGACCACUGUCAAGAUUUUCCACUUCGAUUGUUGAGUAUGGACGGCUUUCGAAACUUGAUUGUCACACCUUCACCUGGCAACAUUGACCUUAUUUCUUAUGCUACAUCGACUGAACCACUACAACAGUGGCUCGAUCGACUGGCUGCAGCCUCAAGUGUGGUCAAUAUACGAAUUCAGAUCGUGCUCGAGGAGGUGGAUAGAUUAGAGUACAGUGCGGGCAAUACGAGAGCUGAGCGAUUAUGCGAGAAAGUGCGAAGUCUUGGCAUAAAGAAUUUUCUCCCUACUGUAGAAGUAGUCCGUAGAGAAAGAUUGGAUUUUAGCGGCAGAUUUUAG